This is a messenger RNA of Pistacia vera, 2146 nucleotides long. RefSeq lists its product as uncharacterized. Gene Ontology annotation, molecular function: DNA binding; protein dimerization activity. The record is from RefSeq and is a predicted model, not a curated record. The coding region runs from base 7 to 2028 and encodes 673 amino acids. Lineage: Eukaryota; Viridiplantae; Streptophyta; Magnoliopsida; Sapindales; Anacardiaceae. The transcript is spliced from 2 exons.
CGGAUCAUGGUUCGUGGAAGAGAUGCCUGUUGGGAGCAUUGUGUGCUCGUGGAUGCGACACGACAGAAGGUGAGGUGUAAUUAUUGUCAUCGAGAGUUCAGUGGAGGGGUUUACCGGAUGAAGUUUCAUUUAGCUCAAAUCAAGAACAAAGAUAUAGUCCCUUGUGCUGAAGUCCCUGAUGAUGUACGCGACCAUAUCCAAAGUAUAUUAAGCACUCCCAAGAAGCAGAAAAAUCCUAAGAAACCAAAGGUUGAUCGGGCGGCCAAUGGUCAACAAAACAGUUCUUCUGCUAGUGGUGGUAACCAUCUAAACCAUGGCUCUAGUGGGCAGCAUGGUAGCACCUGUCCAUCUUUGUUGUUUCCACACCCAUUGCCGAGUUUACAGCCUGCAGAGAAUGAUGCCCAAAAGCAAAAACAGGAUGAUGCCGAUAAAAAGAUUGCUGCAUUUUACUUCCAUAAUUCUAUACCCUUUAGUGCUGCUAAAUCUGUUUAUUAUCAGGAAAUGGUGAAAGCUGUAGCAGAGUGUGGAGUAGAUUACAAAGCCCCAAGUUAUGAAAAGUUGAGAUCUACCCUAUUGGAAAAAGUGAAAGACGACAUACAUGAUUAUUACAAGAAAUAUAGAGAUGAGUGGAAAGAAACGGGUUGCACGAUAUUGUGUGAUAGUUGGACUAAUGGAAGAGCCAAAUCACUUGUUGUAUUCUCAGUUGCAUGCCCAAAAGGGACAUUUUUUUUGAAGUCAGUUGAUGUAUCAGGUAAUGAAGAUGACGCUACUUACUUGUUUGAGUUGCUUGAGUCUGUUGUCUUGGAGGUAGGUGUGGAAAAUGUUAUUCAAGUAAUAACAGAUAGUGCAGCCUGUUAUGUUUAUGCUGGAAGACUUCUCAUGAACAAGUAUAGUUCAUUGUUUUGGUCUCCCUGUGCUGCUUAUUGUAUUGAUAAGAUGUUGGAGGAUAUCGGUAAACAAGAGUGGGUGGAUAUGGUCUUGGAGGAGGCAAAGACUGUCACAAGGUAUAUUUACAGUCAUGCAUGGACAUUAAAUAUGAUGAGAAAGUUUACCGGUGGAAAGGAGUUGAUCAGGCCAAGAAUGACUAGAUUUGUAUCUAAUUAUCUCUCCUUAAGGUCCAUUUUGAUCCAUGAAGAAAAUUUAAAGCACAUGUUUUCUCACUCGGAGUGGUUAUCCUCCAUUUAUAGUAGGCGUCCUGAUGCUCAAAUGAUAAAGUCCUUCUUGUAUUUGGACAGAUUUUGGAAGUCUGCACAUGAAGCUGUAAGUAUGACUGAACCACUUGUUAAAAUGUUGAGGAUUGUUGAUGGAGACAUGCCUGCUAUGGGCUACAUAUACGAGGGAAUAGAGAGGGCAAAACUUUCAAUCCAAGCAUAUUAUAAGGGUGUUGAAGAGAAAUACGUGCCCAUUUGGGAGAUAAUUAAUCGGAGAUGGAAUGUACAGCUUCUCUCACCAUUACAUGCAGCUGCAGCAUUUCUCAACCCUUCAAUUUUCUACAACCCAAAUUUCAAGAUUGAUUUGAAGAUGAGGAAUGGAUUUCAAGAAGCCAUGGUAAAAUUGGCUACAACAGAUAAAGAGAAAAUAGAAAUCACCAAGGAGCAUCCAUUGUACAUAAAUGCUCAAGGCGCUCUUGGGACUGAUUUUGCAAUCAUGGGAAGGACCCUAAAUGCCCCAGGUGAUUGGUGGGCGAGCUACGGUUAUGAAAUCCCAACCCUGCAAAGAGCUGCGAUACGGAUACUGAGCCAACCUUGCAGUUCGCAUUGGUGCAGAUGGAAUUGGAGCACCUUUGAGAGCGUACAUAGCAAAAAACGAAACAAAGUGGAACUGGAAAAAUUCAAUGAUUUGGUGUUUGUGCACUGCAGUCUUUGGUUACAGGGCAUUUGUAAAAGUAGGGAUAGAAAAUGUAAACCUAUAAUCUAUGAUGAAAUAGAUGUUAGUUUAGAAUGGCCGACUGAGUCGGAAUCUUCAGCCCCUCUGUCGGAUGAUUCUUGGUUGGAUAAUUUACCCCUUGAAUGCAGAAAUAGUCCUUGAAUUGUAAAGAAAGGUAUAAUAGGAAUGAUAUUGUAUAUCAAAGUAUCCCAUUUUAUAAGAAAAUGUAGUUAGAAAGGUGACUUGAUUUGUAAUAUUUGUAAAGAAUCCAUAGGCAUCG